CCUGAGCAGGACGGUAACACCGGGAGGCUGGAGCACAGGCAGGGCAGGCGGAAGGAGCCCAGGCACUCCCCACAGGGACAGAGGAGCAGGCGGCUGCCACCCGCUGACGUCAGGACAUUCCGGAAGCGCAGAAUUGUUCCGGGUCUCUUGGGGCUCCUGAGCAGCAACUGGACUGUGUGUGUGUUGACUCUCCAACUUGGCGUCUACACAGGCGGCUCAGAGUCGGCGGCACAGGAACGCCAGUGGGGCCAGGGACACGUUUACGCGCCCCUGGGAUGCUCGCCAAGAGCAGAAACCCUGCGGCCCAGGCUGGCAGGGCCUCUCUCAGGGCUGCAGCUCGGCGGUGUGGCCCAGUGGUCGGCCCGAAAGUCUGCUGAAUCUCCGAGACCCGUCGUGGCUCCACUGCUGCUGCCUCUCACUCCGCUCAGAUGGGGGUGAAGAAGAAGAAAGACAGUCAGGUCACCGCCCUGGCUGUCUGCCAGGGGGACCUCGAGACCCUCAGAGCGCUGGCAGACACGGACGGAGCCUCCCUGGCGUCCAUGCUGCUGCACUGCGUGGGGCUCCCGGACGGCGUCUCCCAGAUCCAGCGGGUCAAGCAGAUUGUUCCUUUCCUGGAGAAGGCAAAUAAAAAUGGUGCAUGUGAUUCCACCAUUAGAAGCUCUUUGGACAUUUUGGCAGGCAUUUAUUUUUCUUUGAGUCUGAAGAAUCCUUUGAAGAAAGUUUUGGCUAGCACACUGGACAGCCUCCCUGCUGCUCUCAUGCCGGCCGCGGAGCAGGGUCUCCGCUCUCGUCUGCAGGAGGAGCUGAGGACGCUGGCUGUGGACACCCACCGGAGGGUCCUGGACAACCUUUCCUCCUGCCUGGACAGCUUCCACCUGGGUGGCACAAGUGUUGAGGGCCUCCUUGACGAGGUGCUGCACUUCCUGCUCAGGAGUCUGACUGAAACCUCAGAAGAAAGCAGAAGAUGUGCUGGUAAUCACAUUGUCCAGACGCGGCUGAUGAAUGACCUGUUAGCAGGCGUUCGAGUUUCAAUGCUGUUGGUCCAGAAAGUCCCAGGGCUCCGGGAGAUGAACCCGAAGACGUGUCGCCCCUGCGUAUGGCAGAGUCUGUGUGGGCUGCUGAGCCUGUUCUCUACAUUUUUAGGUGAUGAUGACCUUUUGCGGACAAUUCAGAGCACCUGUGGACUCGCUGUCAUUCUCUUUAUCAAAACGAUGUUCCAGACUCCUGAAAAGCUGCCUGACUUGAUCCGUCCCUUGCUUCUCCGCUCUGUGGACUUGGCUUUGGUGCCCGCGUGGCUGCUGGACUGCUGUGGGAGACUGUGUGGUGCAGAUAUGUCCCUGGCAGCCCUCCUGUUCCUGUGCCAGGGGACACUCAGCAUGCUGGACUGGAGGGACGGGAGCAUGGGCCCCGGGGCGGAGGCCCUGCUGCUGGACACGGCGCACGUGCUCUUCACCCUGGAUGCACAGAUCAAGGAGGCAGCCCUGGAAAUGUUCCUGGCCCGAAUUCUGGCUUCUUGGACUAACGCCGCCAUCCAGGCCCUGGAGUGCGGCUCCCCGGGCCUGGGGCCCCAGCUGCACGGGGGCUCGCACCUUGUAGGGCAGCUUCUGGACUAUGUGUCCACGCACUGGGAGCACCCCCUGGAUGCCCUGCGCCACCAGACCCAAGUCAUCUUCCGCAACGUGCUGCGCAUACACCGGCUCACGGCCGAGCCCGGCGCCACGCCCGGCAGUGGCUUCCUCUCAGAGCUGACCGCAAGCCUCCUGAGGCUGGACUGGCACGUGCGAGGGAAGUACGCCUGCCUGGCCGUCCUGGUGGAGUGCGUGGGCACCGAGCCUGUCCUGGCAGAAGCUCGCGAUCUCCCAUCCCAGGUCUUAGAGGUCAUGGGGGACCAGGCGCUGGUGCCCCAUGCCGCUGACCUCUUGGAAACCAUGUUCACGAGCCACAAGCGCCACCUGCAGGCCCAGGCUGGCGGCUUGUGGCUGGAGCGCUGGCACGAGACAUGGGCUGCUCCGCUCCUCGUCAUCCUUUGCGAAGGAAGCCAGGCACAGAAGUGCCACGUGAUCGAGUAUUACCUGCCCCGGCUGCUGAAUUGCACUCCCGAGAGUUUGAGCUACAUGGUGGAGCGCCUCGAGGCCAAGGCUGAGGCCGAGACGGGGACCGGGAAGUGCUCGGGAGCACUGGGAGCACUGAUGGCAUGUCUGCGUGCGGCUCGUGCCCACGGGCACCUGCACUCAACCUCUGACACCUGGCGGGUCCUUGUGAGCGGCACCAGGAUGCAGCAGGGCCUGGUCCACCAGCACAGCCAGGUGCGCAUGGACUCCCUGGGCCUGCUGUGUGAGAGCCAGCGCAGCACGGCGCUGGCAUCUGCGGAGGAGCUCCGCUGGGUGCUCUUCUUCCUCAGCUACAACCUCCACAGCCCGGCCCCCGGCGUGCGGCAGCUCGGCUGUGCGCUCCUCAGGAAGCUGUUCCUCAGGAUCCGGGAGAGCUCUCAGGCGCUGUAUAAACUGGAGCAGGAGGCGAGCCCCAGCCCGGGCCCCCCUGCCUGCGUGCGGCAGUACCAGCACUUCCUGGCGGCCGUCUGUGACACGCUCUUCCAGGCGCUGGGCCCCGGUGCUUCCUACGCCACAAAGUUCUCGGCCCUCACCAUCCUAGGCUCCUUGGCAGAGGUGUUUCCCUGCGCCCAGGAGACAGCUCAGACUCUGUAUCAGCUGAGUGACGAUGUUGACGGGGACCGUUUCCAGACCCUGCUGGAAUGUCUCACCAGCACGUUUGAGGAAGUGAAAAUGUUAGCCUUUGACCUUCUGAUGAAGCUACCCAAAGCAGUCCUGCGGUUCCAGGGCUCCGAGCAGCUGCCCGCCCUGUUCCAGGCGGCCUUGGGGCUCAGCACUAGCACCAAACCCUACGACUGCGUCACUGCGUCCUACCUGCUCCGCUUCCUCAUCGGCCGAGACCUGCUGCCACCCUCUCUGGCUGCCUGCGAGGGGGCCCUGCCCGGCACAGCCACUGCCCGGGCCGAAAGGAGCUCCCUGCAGGUGCUCAGGUGCUUGCUGGGGCUCCUGGAGGAGGACCUGGCACUGGCUGAGCAGUCUCUGCUGCAGGCGGCAGCCUCGAGGCCGCUGUAUGGGCGUGUGCACUGCAUCUCCGGGGUCCUGAGGACACUGCCUCUGCAUGAGCUGCAGCUGGUGAACGAGUGGAGGUGUAUGGUGGGCAGGCUUCUGGCCGCUUCCUACAGGCUGUCCGCUGUGGUGGCCCCCAUCGUGCAGAGCUCCUCCCCGGAAGGCCUCAUCCCCAUGGACACGGACCCAGAGUCUGCGGGCCGCUUGCAGGUGAUUCUGGAGGAGAUUCAGCCACGGGACACCAACACGUACUUCAGUGAAGCCAGGGUCCUGCAGGGCCCCAGCACCCUGGAUCUGGGCGCCUUGGGCGCCAGCCUGCCCGGCGCCGAUGUUCCUGCAGCAGUCAGAGGUGAGGACGGGCGUGCGUGUGACGUCACGGCGCAGAUGGUGCUGGUCUGCUGCUGGAGGAGCAUGAAGGAAGUGGCCCUGCUGCUGGGCACCCUGUGCCAGCUCCUGACAGCACCACCCCGGCCAGAGGCUCCCGCUGGGCUGCUGGCAGAGGAGCAGGUCAAGGAAAUCGGUGCUUACUUUAAGCAGCGUCUCCUGCAGUCCAGGCACCGAGGGGCCUUUGAACUGGCUUACACGGGCUUCGUCAGACUCACAGAAACACUGAGCAGAUGCGCCAGUGUGAGUCUUCAGAAGCUCCCAGAACAGUGGCUACAGAGUGUUUUGGAGGAAAUCAAAAGCAGUGACCCCUCGUCUAAACUCUGUGCUACCCGGCGCAGUGCCGGCAUCCCAUUCUACAUCCAGGCACUCUUGGCAUCGGAGCCUAAGAAGGGCACACUGAAGUUGUUGAGAAUAACAAUGAGAGAGUUACUGUCCCUGGCUGGCCCUGGAGGCGACGUGCAGAGCACUGUUCCCAAGGUUCACGCUCUGAAUAUCCUCCGCGCCUUGUUCAGAGAUACCCGUCUGGGAGAGAACGUCAUCCCCUACGUCGCCGAGGGCCUGCAGGCUGCGGUGCUGGGCUUCAGCUCCCCUGUCUGGGCAGUGCGGAACUCAUCCACUCUUCUCUUCAGUACCCUGAUCACGAGAGUAUUUGGAGUUAAGAGGGGGAAGGAUGAACUGUCCAAGAAGAACAGGAUGACCGGAAGCGAGUUCUUCUCCCGGUUCCCGGAGCUCUACCCCUUUCUCCUCCAGCAGUUGGAGGCCGUUGCUGAGCACGUGGACAGUGACCCCGGAGCACCGGCCCAGCGCCCCGGCAUGUUCCUGCUGCUCCUGGUGCUGGAGAGGCUCUACCCUUCCCCGAUGGACGGCGCCCACUCGGCACUCAGCCUGGCACCCUUCCUCCCCCUCAUCACCAGGUGUGGCCGCUCUCCCAUCUACCGCUGCCGGGAGAUGGCGGCUCGUGCCCUGGUCCCAUUGGUUCCCAUCGACGAGGUUCCCCGCACCGUCCACAGUCUACUGGCCAAACUCCCUGACCCGAAGGACCCAGGCUGGCGGCAGAACCAUGUUCAUGGGACUCUUCUCCAGGCCUUCCACCUGCUCAGGGCUCUGGCGAACUCCACGCACAGGACACACCCGUGCCGGCAGCAGGAGCUGAGCGCCGUGGCCCUGCAGGCCCGUGCCAAGGGCUGGCUGGCCCAGAGGCAGAACCCGUGUCUGGUGACCCGAGCUGUGUACCUCGACCUGCUCUUCCUGCUCACACGCUGCCUCGAUGGGCCUGCGGGAGGCGCGGCACCAGGUACCGCAGCGCUUCAGCAUCGUGACUUCUGGGACGACGUCGGAAGGAUCCUCCUGGAUUCGGAGCUGGCCACAGGCUUCCCCCCGGCCUCCUCGGCGCCAGGCCUGCCCCAGUACCUGCGAAGCCUCACCCAGCUCGCCAUGGCCGCCGUGUGGGCCGCGGCCACCCCGUCAGGAGGGCAGGGCCGGGACCCCCCGCUGGCCCUCUCUCUCCUCCUGGAGGCCCCCUUCCCAGAGGUGCGGCUGCUGGCGCUGGACACGCUCUGGGAAAGGGUCUCGGGGCCCGGCCGGCCACCUCUGCUUCGUGACCUGGGAGGGACCGUCCUGAGGCUGGUCGUGAGAGAAAGCCACUCGGGGUGCCUCUGCAAGAUCCUCAGAAUCCUUGACCACAUGGACCCCGGGGAGUGGCUUCCCCAGGUGGAGGCCUGUGUCCAGCUGAGCCCAAAGGAGUUCUUGAGCUGGACCCUGGACGCUGCUUCCGGAGAGAGGCCCGAGGCUCCGGGCGUCGCGCUGAGACUUGCCUCCAAGGUGAUCGCCAACUGCCCGCAGACGCACGAGGAGGUGCAGGAGCUGGAGCGCUGGGCUCACCUGGUCGUGGCAGCCUGUGCAGACCACCAGCCCUCGGAGUCCCAGCUGGCUGCCGCCGCCGCCCUCACCAGCACCGCCACGUCAGUGCUCGCCAGCCCUCGGCCCGUGCUGGGCCUGCAGCACACACUGGCGCUCUGGAAGUGUGUCCUCACGCUGCUGCAGAGUGAGGAUCAGGCCGUCCGUGACGCGGCCUCUGAGACCGUGACGGCCACCCUGUCACAGGAGAACACACGCCAGGCCACAGACUUCGCCUUCUGCCCAGUGGACGCCGCCGUGGCCCUGCCCCUGGCCGUGACUGUGCUCUGCCAUCUGCUGCAGCAGUGGGACCAGCUGGGCCCUGGGCUGCCCGUGCUGCUGGGCUGGGCGCUGGAGGACAGCUACUGCACUGCGGCCCCCCUGGACAGCUCACAGCAGGCAGAGGACGACAGCCUGUUUGAGAAGGACGACGUGCGCCUGUGGGUCGAGCCGCUGCGCUUUGUGAGGCACCUCUGCGGGCCCCUCGCCCAGCUGCUGGCACAGCCUGGCAGGGCCUGUGGCCCCGGGAAGCUCGACCCCCUGCAGAGCGAGGCCUCGGAGCAGCUCGAGCACACGCGCGGGCAGCUCCGGGCUCUCCCGCCUGCGGCCGCCUUCCUGCACACAGCCCAGUGGACACAGCUGCGAGUGCGGGAGGAGGGCGCCCUGGCCUGCCUGCGGCUGCUGACCCCCCUGCCGGGGAAGGAGCGGGCCGCGCCCUGGGCCCUGAUCCCCCGCUCCCCUGCAGAGGCAGCUUGCUAAGGAAGCACAGGGCCGCGUGGCGGGGCCCCCUGCGAUGGCACGUGACCGUGGACUCCAGCAUUCUCGCUGGGGAGGCGGCCUGCUCACCCUGCCGCAGGGCACAGCAAGGCCCUUGUCCCCGGGCCACCAGCGUCCAGCACCGCCCCCUCAUUUCUGAGAGGCAUCCAGCCCUGGGUUUGGCAGGACGCAGGUUUGAGGAGGGGCAGUGGGCCCAUUUGAGUCAGUGCUGCUGUGUCCUUCCUCACUGGGCAGAAAUGGGCUCCAAGUGGGGGUGCUGGGCUGCCCUGGGCCUGCUUUAGACGGAUGUUGUCCUCACGGGAAGAACCAGAGCUCCUACGUCCCAGAGGUGCGGCCCAGCCAGGACACCUCCUCCCGCUGCCUCCCAGGCUCUGCCUCCUGGACCGGCCCUUCCCCUGACGCCCAGCAGGUGUCGCCAUGCCCGUGGGUCCCGGCUCUAGGGCCCGUGGUACCACACCCACUCUGGUGAGCAGGCCCAGCUGGGAAGGUCCGAGGGGCCAGUGAGAGGGUGUGGCCAGCUCAGCUUCCAGGUGUGACCACAACUCCAGAAGUGCCUGGGAGCACGGGAGGGGGCAGUGACCCUGUCCCCGGUGGCUGGCCCCUCUCAGCACCCAGCACUUUGGUGAACUAAAGUGAUCGAUCACCUGGUCAGCCAGCCCCUCCCCUGGCCUGGGAGCCCGGUGGGGGGAGGUGGGCAGCCUGCCCGACCCUGCAGUGCAGGUGAGAUCAGCAGCUCGUCCUAAUAAACUGCAC
Messenger RNA from Sorex araneus (European shrew), 6929 nucleotides. It is a transcript of the gene THADA, whose product is annotated as THADA armadillo repeat containing. Gene Ontology annotation, cellular component: cytosol. NCBI's taxonomy places the organism in Eukaryota, Metazoa, Chordata, Mammalia, Eulipotyphla, Soricidae. The transcript is spliced from 39 exons. Gene Ontology annotation, biological process: tRNA methylation. The record is from RefSeq and is a predicted model, not a curated record. Bases 429 to 6158 code for a protein of 1909 amino acids.